Molecule: messenger RNA, 480 nt
Organism: Cydia strobilella
Lineage: Eukaryota; Metazoa; Arthropoda; Insecta; Lepidoptera; Tortricidae
Exons: 3
Coding region: 130-480 (116 amino acids)
Source: RefSeq, a predicted model, not a curated record
UCUUACAUUACCAUUACUUUACUAAUAUCAAAAGUCUGUCAUAUGUACCAACCUGGUUGGCCAGACCGCCAAAAAAUAAAAGAUGAAGAAAAGAAUUUGUAUUAAGUUGUGACGCGAAUGAUUUGAGACAUGGAGUUGGAGGGAAGUGGUGCUGACACAGGCGGCAUGUCGCUGGCGCCUGUGAAGGAGGAGCCCGAGAAUGCAGUCACGGAACACUUGGACCUCGCCACUGUUAAAGAGGAAGGGGAAUGUGUGGAUGAAGAAGAGUGUGUGAAGGAGGAGUGCGAGGAUAGCACAGUGUGUGGCGUGAGCGAGGCAGCCAUGCUGGCCGGCUUGUACACAGACCAUGUGGUUAAGGAUGACCUCGUACUGGGGCCAGAGCGCCCACACCGCCCCAUUAGUUUGCAAAACCAAAAGGUAUCUACAGCGUCACAUGAGGACACACACCGGCGAGAAGCCUGCUGCGUGUAUAAAAUGUAA